AUGAAGAUAAUCUCUCUCACGUUGGGCCUGGCUGGACUCCAUCUGGCAGCGGCCGCUUGCUGCCGCAGCAAUCAGUGUCUCAGAGCGAUUCUGAAUGCCGCUAACGGAAUCAAGGAAUGCUCCUCACUUCUCACCGUCACAGUGACACCGGAUACUGUAACCUUCACUAAGACGGGUGACGUCCCGACGGCAUACGAGACACUUGUGGACACGCAUGCGGUCACUGUGACCGAGACGACGACGGCAUCGAUCGAAACCGUUGUGGUCGUCGUCAGCUCGGAUGUAACGGCCUCUACUGAGACGCAACUGCAGCUUGUCACCCAGACCGUUGUGACCACCCAGACACACACCCAGACGGUGCAGGUUACGGGAGCAACGAUCAUCCCCUGGCGCCGACAGGCAGCGAGCGCCGAGUUGUCACCCGCGGUCCCCACCACUCUUCCUCAAUGUCCGUCUUGGGACAAGUACGUCUCGGCAUGCAAGUGCGCUGGCGUGGUGCCGACCACCGUCACUGCCGAUGCACCGUCCAUGACCGUGACUGUCGAUGCCGCUACCUACACCGCCUCAGUCCUAUCCACCGUCACCACCACCGAGACCGUGUUCGAUACCGUCACGGCCACUCUUUCAACCACCGAAAUGGAUAUCCAGUCCAUCACCGCCACAGCGCUCACAACCUCGACAGUCGUCGUGGACGAGACGGUAACCAUUUCGGUCACCCAGACACAGACGACCACGGCGCAGGCCGGCCUAAUCACGCAGAAUGUCGCCGCCUUCCGCGCCGUCGCCACCGACUACAACGCGUAUCCGCUGUACAUCUACGCGAACCAACUCAAUGGCCUGACGGGCGGCAUCUCAUGGAACGCCUUGUCCACCAACACACAAUCGUCCACUCAGAACAAAUACAUCUUCACCAUCGACGGCGGCGGGCGCCUCCUGUUGGCCUAUAACAUCCCGCCCUUCACUUACACCUACGCGGUGUACGUUAACACGGCCACGACGGGCAGCCAGUGGCCUCAGUUCGGCGUGUUGAGCAACCUCCAGACGCAGAAAGCCAACGGAGCGCCAAUCGACUGGGUGUAUGGCGCCGUCGACCCGCUGACAAACCGGCUGUAUCUCAAGGCCGCUGGCCGGAAAAACAUUCUGUGGUGCGGAGUCCAGUUGUGGAUGUCUACCGGCGCGGGGGAGGACAUCAACCGUGGCGGAUGCACCGUCAUGCAUCCUACCAUCGCUCCGGUUGUCGUUUGA
Molecule: messenger RNA, 1245 nt
Organism: Parathielavia appendiculata
Lineage: Eukaryota; Fungi; Ascomycota; Sordariomycetes; Sordariales; Chaetomiaceae
Exons: 2
Coding region: 1-1245 (414 amino acids)
Source: RefSeq, a predicted model, not a curated record